This is a messenger RNA of Gadus macrocephalus (Pacific cod), 1565 nucleotides long. RefSeq names its product wu:fc21g02. The transcript has 14 exons. Lineage: Eukaryota; Metazoa; Chordata; Actinopteri; Gadiformes; Gadidae. The record is from RefSeq and is a predicted model, not a curated record. The coding region runs from base 170 to 1420 and encodes 416 amino acids.
GUUCGCUUCUAUCCGUCAGUACGAUGGUUAACAACACAUCCGAUACAAGCACGCACACAUCCACAGGCAAUAAUACGCACACACAAUCAUACGCACACACGCCCUGCUACCCCUUCCCCCAUCUUCCUCCUCUUCCGUCAGACGUGUUUUACGGAAUGUUGUCAAGGGAAUGAACGGAAAAUCAGCGUUUGAGAUGUUGGGCUGUGUCGUGGUUCUGCUGGGAGCCAUCCUAAGUGCUGAAUGCUUUGCUAGAAAUGACCUCCAUGAGCGUCUGGCUCACGGCCGGCAGCUGAAGAUCUUCCUCCCUAAGACCUCAGAGCGACUGGAGUUCAUCCCUGCAGGCCAGUCUGUGGCCAGCGACGUCUAUUGGGAGAAGGGCCAGCACAGGCCGAAAAGAGGGAGUGUUUUUACGACGGGAAGUGACCGCCGCUGGACUCUGGAUAAGGUGACGUACGCGGACGAGGGAACGUACAUCCAGAAAGACUUCUGGCAAAAGGAGGUGUCCAGUGUUAAAGUAGCCGUAACACCAAGACACGUCUUUACGAAGUGUGUUGCUGGGGAGGAUCUCUCUGUGUCUCUGGAGGGCAUCGAGCUGAGUGACGCCACCCUCCGCUUCUCUGGAGAAAACAUCAACAUCACCCUGGUGCGGGAUGGGGGCCCCGGUGGGGCUGGGACCACAUGGACUACCACGACCGGGGUGCGACCGCAGCACACCAGGAUUGACAUCCGGGAGGUGAACACCACCGACGUGGGCCACUACACCCUGGUAGACCCGCCGGGACCCGCGUGGUGUCCAUCGUACGCAUGGAACUCACGGACCACCAUGACUCCAGCGGGGGAACCCCCUCCUGGCCCUCCUGCUGCUCAUGGGCAUCCCAGCUGGCAUCUGCUGCUGCUGCAGGAAGAAGAUCUUCAAGAAGAAAGGCUCCCCCGCCACCUACACCUCCACCACCCUACAGACGACCCCGGUGGGGCAGUACUCCCCUGCGGGAGGUCCAGCCGGCCCACCUCCCUCCUAUCAACCUGGUCCUGGGGAGCCCACGGUGUUUUACCAUGGGCCCAAUACGGGUCCGGCGGUACAACCCCCUCCAGCUGGGGGACAGUGGAACGGCCCGCAGCCUUCUCCGGGCUCCUACCCCCCCGUGAACCCCAUGUACCCCCCUGUGGACCCGGGGUACCCCCCCGCUGGCCCGUCCUACCCCCCCUCAGGCCCGGGGUACCCCCCCGCUGGCCCGGGGUACCCCCCCGCUGGCCCGGUGUACCCCCCUGCCCAGCCCACGCAGUGGAACGUCCCGGCGCCUGGACCCUACCAGCCCGGCGCCGCCCCAAUGGGCUACGCUCCAGCGAUGUACUCCGCUCCACCGGGCGACGCCGCACUCUCUGCUCCCGCCAACGCCCCGCUGCUGGCUCCCCAGGUUGAGGCUCCAUCAGCACCAGUGCCUCCUAACCCCGCCCAACCCGGUGACUCCGCCUACAAGUUCGAGGUCGACACAGGAAAGAACAACUCCUCCAACUUCCUGUAACCCACCGACCACCACCUGGUGCACCACCUGGUCCCCCACCUG